UUGAAUCGAGAAUCAUGUAAAGAAACGCAAUUCUCUCACUAACAGUCAUCAUGAGAAACAAACCUUGAACCCCAAAUACCCUAAAAAGCAGCAAGCUAACAGUCUUGCUUUACAAGAAUGCCGUCUUCGAACAUCAAGCGCAAGAAAAAGCCGGUCCCCAAUAGUGCUCCGAGUAGCAGUGCUGGCAGUUUCACCGAAACAGCGAUGGAUGAAUUCUUGGCUCGUAAAGACUUGUUCAGAAAGCCCAUUGCUAAAGAUGGCUCCUGCCUUUUUAGAGCAGUUUCUGAGCAGGUAAGCUGCCAUCUAGUCCAUUUACCCCAUUUUUGUUUUGAGUAAUUAAGUAUAUAUUAUUUUUCUUUUAAGCUUAUUUAUCAGCUUACUUUUGGAGUGAGACAUGUUUUAAACGGACUUUUUACUUUGAACAUGAUCAAGAAUCCUUCAUUAAUUUGCCGUCCUCCUGUUAUAAAGAAUGUAGCCUUUUUUGUCUCUCUUUUCUGCGUACUUCACGUUAAUCAUGGUGUUAAUGUGAGGUAACCUUGUAAGCGCACGAGCUUUUGAUCGAAGUUUCGCUUUACGUAUUACAAGCUUGUCUAAAAAAUUAAACAAGUGUCCGUCGCGAAUUUACUUUGUAAUGUCACUCGCUUUUUCAUUUCAAAUCACUAUUUACGAUCAGUGUCUCUCAAAGUCUACAAGUACACAGUAAUAUGAACCAACCAGACCCCUAACAUUGUUUCACACUACAUUAAGCCAGAAACUCGAUCAUAUGAGGUUCUCAUUAAGCUUAAUAUCUCCUCUAGGUAUACAACUGUCAAGCCAGACAUCUCCAAGUUCGCAAGGACUGUAUAGACUUCAUGCGAAGAAACAAGGAUAAAUUUGAAGCGGUAAUACCAUUGUCCAAGGUUUUAUGUUAUUCAUAACAGUGUAAACAUUUGUUAAUUGAAUUUAAAUUGUUUCUAAAUCUCUGUUGCCUGUAUUGAACAUUGUAUCUCUUGUUACAAUAACUCUAUGAAAGAUGGAUAGUGAUGCUGUUUUCAGUUGAUAUCUUUCACCACGGGGGUUGUAUGAUUAUUGGGUAGUAGUCUGGCACUUCAGUGAGAUAAGUUCCUAGGGAGGCACUGGGUCCUCUGUUCCAGAAACUCCAAUUUAUACCAUGGAACAAUUUCCCAUAAAGACAUCCUGUUUUGGACCACAAUUCUUUAAUAUUUUAUACCCUAUCCUGGAUUAAACUGCUUAGAAGCUCUAACCAAGUAAAGUUGUGAAGUCAAUCGGUAUAAUAUCUAGAUGCGGCUUCUUUCCUCCUAAAUUGUCUUUACGUAUGCUCUUCUAUUCCUUAAGUUAUCCUUAUUUUUACUACUGCAAUAUCGUUUGGGCUUCGACCUAUAAACCAAUCUCCACCGCCUUGUCAUCCUGCAAAAGCGCAUUAUUUGAAUUAUUAAUAAAUCACAUUUCAAUGCUCAUACUGAACCCAUCUUCAAGGACCUCAGUAUACUAAAAUUUAAUGACAUCCAUUUGCUUCAACUGGGCCAAUUUAUGUAUUCUUGCAAAAAUUCAUUCUUACCUCCAAAGUUUAAUAACAAUUUCUCUCAAAGCAAUCAGUUCCACUCUUACAAUACAAGAAAUUCCUAGGCCUACCAUCUACCAUAUUGUCGUACAAACACGAAGAAGUCCUCGCCCUUUUUUCAAGGGCCUAAGUUUUUUAAUUCACUUGACAACAAGGUCAUCAACUCUCAAUCCCUCUCUUCUUUUAAGAAAAAACUGAAGAUAAAAUUAUUGAGUAAGUAUGAAAACAGUUCAUAAUGUCUUUCCAUCUUCGACUUUUUGACUUCUUUUCUUCAAUUGAUGUGAAACAGCUCUAGCUCAUAGUUCGAGGAGGCCUAGCCUCUCAUAAGCUCCUAUAGUUUCUGUUAGGUCUCCUCGCCACUUCUUUUUUUCUUCUUUUCCUAUAUUUUUUGUAAUUAUUGUGUGGCAAAUAAAAUAAAAAUAAAAAAUAAUAAUAAUAAAAAAACCUUCAUGGUGGCACAUAUUUAGCAAUUAUUGAAUGAGGCUGAGUAGGAUAUGAAGAAUUCUGCAGAUCGAGGGGGGUGUUAACCGCUCAGCCACACACGCCUCCUUUCCAACCAGUGCUCAUUCCUUAAAGCAUCAAUGAAGAAACCCUUGCUUGUAAGUCCCAUGCAUUGCUUCAUUUUACUGUUGGUUUUUAAUUAUUGUUUUUGCAUUGCUUUGCAGUUCUUGGAAGGACCAUUUGACCAUCACUUGUUUCGUCUCCAGAACCCAAAGGUAACAAACUUCAACUCUGUAAAGGCUUUCUGGAAACAGAAUGGAUGAAAUUUGAUUUUCAAGUGCACUUGGAACAUCCCCAAAUUCUCUUUAAAAUAGUAUUUUUUUAAAAAAUAAGAAUCUCAGUCUUCCUACAACUGUACUGUAUUAACAAUGCAUGCACAUAUAUGUAUUGGUCAAAUCAAAGCUUCAACACCCCCCCCCCCCUCCCCGGGCAUACCCCGGGCAUUUGACACCUUUGCUGUCCUGGGGAGGAGGGAAUUUGAUUAUCAGAGUCUUCCAGGGGUUUGGAAAUUUUAUCCCCAUUCAAAGGGUGGGGAAUUUGAAUCGUACCCUCGAUUUCAUGUGAAAUCUCUGGGCGCUUUCCAUUGCAUGUGGUGAGCUAUCAUGGCGGACGCAGUGUUAGAGGAUUUUCGUGGAAGAGAUUGUGCCUUUGUGGCCAAUUGGUUGCAAGGAAAGAGUGAAACGAGCUUUGUGCCAUAUUUGAAAGUAUUUAGAUUUUAAUAUUUUUGAUAUUGGAUUCAGGCUUUGAAUAUAUGAAUGUAUUAAGUUGUGUUUACACUGAAAUACCAUACGUAUAGUCUGACCUACUGUAUGCCCAUGAUUCAAUACAUCAAUAAAAAGCUCAACAGAGGUCAAUUACUUUGACCUGCCAAGAAAUGGUGAUGAAUAUCGCAUGUAUGGAAUGUAGUAAUCUCAGUAGGUGGGAUUUUUUUUAUAGAACGCUUUGUAUGUUGCAUGACACACGAAGAAAAGCUGAACAUUUUUGUAACAGUGAUUUCUGUUGCUUUGUACAAGAGUUUUGUUUGUAGUAAAUACACCUUCAGUGUGUCUCAGUUUUUAUUAUAUUGAAUGUGAAUUAUUUGCUGUAUUUAUAAAGAUUUUGUUUGAAAACUGAAGGCAUUUCUGCCGUCCUUCUGUCAUUCAUGCGCCUGUGAAAUGUUCCCGGGGUGGGGGCAUUUGAUCACCUGGAAGGACCCUAGUGUGGGCAUUUGAAGAGCAUUUUGGCUCGGAAGGGGGUAAUUUGAACAGCAAUUGUCAUAAAAGUCAAAUGCCCAGGGGGGGUUGCUGGGGGGGACGAUGUUGAAGCUUCGAUUUGACCAAUACAUAAUGGCAUGGGUUACAUUUUUCUUUUGGUUGAAAUGUUGCAAGUCAGUUUAAUUUUUGUUUCCUUCUCUCUGACUCUGUUCAUGUUCCCAAAACCUGUUCAUAAAACUAGUAAACCACAGCAUUAUAUUGGCAGAACGGCAGGUGUUGAUACAUUAGGUGUUUUUAAUUUCUGUUGUUCAUGACCAGUUUGACUGAUGAAGACACAAGCCAUACAUUGGACAUGGGUCCACAUGGGUGGUUAUAGGCGAUUAGAUAAUUGCUUGGGUUAAUUAAUUCUUAGUUUGUCAUACAAUAUUAAUUAUUUUGUCUUUUACGGUGUUUUCUGCCUUUUCUGGAAAGUUUAUCACAGACUAUCUCCCGCUGUUUGUAAAUUUAUUUGGAUACAUGUUUGUUUGUCACAAAGCAAUAACUUUAACAUAAAAGAGAUGUUAUUUCUCUGCACUAAUAUUAAGCUCUGUGGUGAUUGAGGGUCAUUAAUUAUUGGAAUAACUAAACAGGAUAGCUGCGAUGCAGCCCCUGUUAACUGAUAUAAACACAAUAUAACAAAUAAAAACUCUAGCAUACAGUGAUGAAUGGUCAGUUCUUACAUGUAUCUCUUUGUUUGUAGGAAUGGGCAGGGCAGGUUGAGAUAAGCGCACUUUCUCUGAUGUACAAGUGAGUGAAUUCUUCUCUGUAGCAGGGAAGUACAAGAAAACACAAAUCUGAUAUUUUUGAAGGGAGCAGUUUGUAUGAGAGAUCUAGCUUUCAUCAGAAAUUGCAAACCUUAAUUCCUUGAAUCAAAAACCAUACAAGGACCCAUAUAAUGUUUUUAAAAAAGCAUUACAGUGGAACCUCAUUAAAAUAUAACCUCUUUAUAACCAUGAAAUUGGCAAGUUUCUUAUUCGUGGGUAGCUUAGGAGAGCUUGAGAGCUUGUUUUUGCACGAAAGUGAGACUAAUGCGGGUCACUUCUCACCAACAAGGUAAGCAAACAUGAGAAAACUGCGGCUGAGUUGCCAAAACAAAGGAAAAUUUCAAACAUUGAAAGGUUCCGGAGAGCUCAAAACUUACUUACAGGCUUGAGAAAUCAUUGUUUCAAACAUCAAAAGGAUUUUAAGCUUGUUGUCACGGAGUAAAACAAUGAGCCUAUGCCCCAACCAGAAAUUGACCAAAAUAGUGGUUUGUGGGUGAGUUUCAUAAAAAUGUGAAGAUUGUUUCAUAAUCCUUAAACAAGGUAAAACCCUGAAGUCAUUUUAAUUUUCUUUUCAAUGAUUGUUAAAAACGUCUUUAAUUCAUACCUUCCACUGGAGUGGACAUACUUUUUCAAAGCCUACAAGGUAAAUUGAAACCUUCUUUUUAGUUGACAUUUUUUUCUAAUAGAACGUGUUAUUUUAACAAAUUUUCAGCGUGCAAAGAAAGAAGUGUCCGAUAGCCCGCGGCUAGUGGAUUUUGCUAUCGGGCUAGUGAAUUCUGUUUUCAACUUGCCCAAUGGGCAAGUAAUGUUUUUUGAGGAAUUUAAAUGACAGAAGAACUGUGAAAUCAGUCUGCUCAUCAAAAUGUUUUUGGGGCUAGUUGAAAUGAUGUUUGGGCUCGUAAAUGUUAGCUUCAGCUUGCCCGAAUGGCAAGCUGUAAAAAUGACUUUCUUUGCACCCUGAAAUUUUACACUUAAAAAGCUUAAAAAGUUUCAAAGUUUCUGUUAAAUAUGAUCUUCCCAGACAUUUUUGUUGUUUGAAACAGAUUUCCCUUUGGCUUACUGGUAAAGUUUAAACUUUAAAGUCUUACUAUUUCUGAGAUUUCUACCGUUUUCCAUCGACUCAGUUUUGACUUACUUAUGGUUAUUUUUGUUUUCACAAAGACAUUGAGCUGCAUUAGCCUCACAAUCAUGCUGAGAAGUCUCUCAUCCCAGGGCUGUCGGGGAAUAAGAAACUUGCCUAUUGUUGUGAAUUGUAUUAAUGAGGUUUACAGAAAAAUUCAAAACAAAACAAUACAGGUUUAAAUCUGGGCUAAAAUAUUUUGGUCACCAAGCAACAUUAACAAGGUCGUAAUAUAAAUAGGGUUUUCGGAAGGUGUUGUUCUACUGUAUCACUUAUCAUUUCCUGUGAAAACAUCUACUGAUAUUAUUUAGCAUUAUGAUGAGUGGCAAUUUUGGUUUUCAUGUAAGUUUUUGUUAUGUUAAAGAAUUGUUGUAGCAGAACAGUAGAAGUUCACUUGAGAAACCCUAACAAUGUUUAAAUCUGUCCUUCAUGUACUUAUCAGAUUGUUUAUUGGUUAUAGUCACGUUAUUUCAGCACUCCUCCUUGGUGGAAUGUCAUCAGUCAAAAUUGUUUGCCAUGAGAACAUGAUCUGCAACAACCUUCCUUAAGAAGAUGAAAAAUAUGCAUGUGUACCUAAAUUUGAGAAAGAGUGGUGAUAAUAUUCGUUUUAUUGUAUGUAUAUUCUUUCAGGAAAGAUUUUGUUGUUUAUCAAGAUGUCAAUGCUGAACCAACAAAAGUGACAGACAAUGACUUCAAGGACAAGGUUAGCAUAUUGUAGUAAGCUUACUUAAUAUUCUGGUCAGUCGACCUCAGUGUCUGUGUCCUGUUGUGAGUAGCCUGCGAAACCGGCCAUUUCUUCCCUCUCCUGGCCGCUAGGGACGUUUCGUCUGCGCCUCAACAACAGAAAUUCCAUACUGAUGAUGUAAAAUCUGUCCAUAAUCUGGUCAGGAGCUCUGAUUGGUCGACGUAGUAGUUAUAGUAUUUUAGUUAUUGUUUACAAAUGACAGACAAAAGCCAAGAGGCCACAAAUACAAACACAAUGAAUCUAUUACAAAAUGGUCAAUAUUCGUGGAAUACAUUCUUUUCUAUAAGAAGCAUUUGAGUUUUGCUGGAGCUCAUUCGCAGAUGAACCCAAAACCAUAUAACUGAACAAAUGUACAUUUGGAACCCCAUGACUACCGGAUUUAUUAAUAUGUAAACUUUGAUUAAUGUCAUCGUUAUCGAGAUUCUGUUGCUGAGGCGCAGACAUCUCUCCUGGCAAAAUGUCCCAAGUGGCGAGGAGUAAGGAAAGACCGCAGUUUUGGCGGGCUAUAUCGCGAGCCUCUGUAUGGGUAUCUGUGGACAACGAAAAAUAUGAAUAAACCAAAAACUCUGAUUGGCAGCACACUUUCUUUGCAGGUUUCAUUGCCAUCAUUGCACAACUAACUUUGUCAAACUUUUGUCAUGAAAGAUAUUAAUCAUUGUGGUUAAUGUGUAUAAAGGGUUUAGUUUUAUCCCUUGUCUCAAACUUGAUUGAAAUCGCGAUGUGAUUGUGGUUAUAAUCUCUAAGAUCAUUGCUUCAUCAAUGGUGAUUGUCACAACUUAGUUUUUUUGGAAAUACCAACACCAAGGCUCUCUUGUAUUUUACACUGCAGACUUGUGUUUUCUACAUCUAUCUAAUAUAUAUGUAGUCAUCAGUUUAUUUGCUACUACACCUACUGCUGCAGCUCACUUCCCAUAAUUUAAACUCUUGGUGUGGAUUAAAUCUACAGAAUGAUGGCUUUGUGAAGGUUCCCUUUUUGUAGAGAUGUCUAAUUUGAUGAUAAUAAUGUCUUUUUUCAUUUCUUUAGAAUUUUGUUCCAAGUGGAGGUGUUUUUUGACUUUAAUAACAUGACUGGUUUAUUAAGGCACUUUUCGAUGGCCCCUUCAGUGUGCUUACUAAUGGGCUGUGACUGUACUUGGCAUUGUGCUUCGCAAAUUAUUUUUUGCCUACCCUCUCGUAAGAAAUAAAAUGUGAAAAUAUGUCACUUAUUCAUGAUUUUGCUAUUUUAUGACUAGAUUCUUCUCUGCUACUCCAAUGGAAACCAUUACGAUGCUGUCUACAGUGUGCAAUUCCAGAAGGAUGCCGCUAUGUGUCAGUGUAAGUUUGAAAGUAUUGUGCUGCAGUAUGUAGUGGAACCCUCCAGAUUGAGAAAUUUUGAAAUCGGCUACGGCAUGGAUUGAACUUCAGGCCUUUGGAAUGUGAUGUAUUGAGAAGGUCCAGACAUAAUAAUUUAUCCAUUUUUGGCUGGGUUUGGGCUUACAGUUCAUUUUUGCAUGAAAGUAAACUUCUCAGCUGGCCCAUUUGGACAAGCUAUGGCUAUCAUGUACUAGAUGAAGAGUCAUUUUUACUAGGCCAAAAAAAAAUUUUGACUAGCAGAAUUUAUAAUAAUCAAGUAUGAGUUAUUACUUAACUACAGCAUCAGUUAAUUAAUAACUUGCUUGUAAUAUUAAGAGUAAUAAUUUCACUAUGUCAGAUCAGUUAAAAAAACAGCUUUUGAUCCCCCAUGAAUUAAGGAAUUUAAAUAGUUAAUUGCAGAUAAAUUACUUCUGCAAUUUGAAUUUGCCCAAAAACUUCUCGUGAAAAACAUAACUUUGCUCAUGCUCAUGAGGCAAGUUACAGGUAAGAAUAGAAUUCAUUUACAAGUUACAAAGUCCAUUAGCCCAAGUUAUUGGACAUGACUUCCGUUGCACACUGCAAGACAAGAAAAAACCAUAUAGAUAAGCUAAUAAGGGAAAACUAUUCAUUAAUCCAUUUUUUUUUUCUUUCAUAACAGCAUUGAUGUAUGAGAUUCUGUACCAAAGGGUGUUUUCUGAACUUGACAGGAGAGAAAAUUCCUUUAAACAGAAUCUUACUCCUGACACAAACAAUGUCUCAACGACAUUUUAUCAAAAUGGCUUUGGAGAAGAUGAUGGGGCUUUCAAGGAUGAUGGUGAAGAUAAUACUGGUUGGACGGAGGUCAAGAGCAGGUCUAGCAAAGGUUGGUUGCCUUCCCGGGUGGGGGGGGGGCACUCCCAUACAUUACCUAUACUGGUAUGUGCCGCCCAAAGGGGUCGUGAUUUUGAAGCUCCUAAUUUAGAACGGGGUAUCCAUUUCAGAGGCGUUUUCUAGAACGGGGUAUAAUAUUUCGAACGCACGAAAGCUCUACUUUUGUAAGCAGCCAUUUGAAAUUAUUCAAGGACAGAUUGCUUUUAAAAAUACGGUUCAAUGCGCUAACAAGCAAACUGUUGGACUCUUGUUGCACCUUAGAACGGAGUAUAAAAAACUGGCCCAUUUCUAGAACGGGGUAUCAGUUUUAAGGCGAAUUCUAGAAUGGGGUAUAAAAAAUUGGCCCAUUUCUAGAACGGGGUAUCAAUUUCAGGGCAAAUUUUUUCCAGAACGGGGUGCCAAUCUGGAGUCCCGGGCGGCACAUACCCACCCAAAAAAUACCCAAGUGCCCCCCCCCCCGGGGUUGCCUUGUUUCCACUGAUUUCAUUAGCCUUAACCCUUCAAGUCCCAAUAUCAACAAACAAACUCGCCAGACGGAUCAAUAUAUUUUUGUGUGGCUAAAUUGUUAUUUAGGCAGGGUUAACCUCGAGACAACACUUGCAGGUCAGUAGUUGAGCCCCAGGCAUGCAGGCCUGUGCGGGGUGGCGGUGCAGUCUUCAAGGGCUGACAUGUGUUGGCAUAUUUCAGCUUUGCUUUGUGAUUGUUGCGGAUCAUUAUUAGUGACGGAUUGUGAUAUCUGCCAUCCAUAACAAUUUAUUGGUUCUGUGAAAAUUCAUGGAAAACCCAACUCUUAAAUGUUUUCGAUUCUUGGAAGUCAUAUGUUUUAACAUUUCUUGGUCCUGGAAGCCAUAAAACCAGUAUAUAAUUACGUUCAACGCACUUUGGAAACAAUUCAAGAUGCCAAACAAUAGAAAGAUAAUAGAUGCUAAUCAGGGUUGUCAACAGUAGCUGGCUGCCGGCCAAAAUUGCCGCCUACUUAGUUAGUAUCAGCCAGCUACUCUGCUUGGCAUUUCUCUACAGAUGGCAUUUUUUAAAUAAAAAUCCCUGGACUGGCAGCUUACUUUGACAACUCAGCCAUCUACCUCUAAACUUUCUGACAACUCUGUCAGCUAAUUAACGUCUUAGUUUCAUAUAAUAAUUGUUAUAGCCUGAUUCAUAACUAAGAAUUGCUCUUAGUUAAGAAUCUGAGUGGAAAAAUUGUGAAUUUCUGUAAAUUGAUCCCUUAGGGUGAGAAAAACGCUGGGAUACUAUUUUUUCGGUUCUGUUAUUUUAAGACCACGGUCAUAUCAAUGUUCCACUGUGCAUUGAUUACAGUUGAAUCAAUAAUAAUUGUUUUACUAUUCUUCUCUAAGUGACUAAACUUUAAAGGGUUGCACCUUCUUUUACAGCUAAGUCUGCUCGUCAGAACAGAACUUUUGAAGAGGAAUCAAAAGAGGAGUCUGUUAAACCAAACCUGGAUCAGAAACAUGGAUGGCAAGCAAAGCGUUCACUUGAUAGUGAACUGUAUCGCAAUGUGGAGCUAGAAGUUUGGGAGGAUUCUAAGAAUGGUAAGUGUGGCCUAUCUUUCAGUUGCCAACUUAAAAUUGAUGCUCUGGUGCAGAGCUGUCAAUUAGCCUGUUCCAGGCAUUCAGAUAGUAGAGCUCAGAGGUCAGAUGGUGGGGAGCGAAUUGAAUCAUACGCGGGAAAAACUAGGGGAGAAAUGAGGCGAGACUGGUCAGUUUUCCGCCUGCACUCUACUUUCUGAACACCUGGAACAGGCUAGCUGGCGAUAACAGCCAGGGGCCCAAGGCUUUCCCCUUGCUGCUAUGAGCUUGCCUCUCUCUACUUUCAUAGGAAACAAAUGUAAAAUAGGACCGAUACAAAUUCUUAUACCUAAAAACUUGAAAUCUUAGGGACAGCUCUGCCUGGAGUCACAAAGAGGAUAAAAUAUGAAUUAAUUCUCUAAGUCUUGCAUGACAACUAGUGUAUAUGCUAGUAGAGUAAAUUAAAAAAAAUGUAGGCAUUUUAGGAAACUGAGCCCUUUGAUUCUGUAGAUUGCAUAUAACCUACUUAAUUAUGCCCAAAAUGGUGGGUGUCUGUAAGUUGGAGACAGCCUAAUACAGUGUCUCAUCAUUGUCAUUGUCAUGUGUCUUCACUCCAGAAGGCAUAUAAGGUUUCUGUUACAUGUGACCUUUUACUAGCCUGUGCCAAGCUCUCAGAAAUUGUAGGGAUGUCACAAAAACAAGGCAUGCAAAAAUAAGACACUUGUGAUCUGGCAGGUGGGGGGUGGGGGGGAUGGUGUCGGAAAAAGGAGAGACUUCUACCACCUCCUUUCUCCUCAGCUCCCCAGCUUCUUUUUCUUUUUAAUAAGUUUUCAUGAUCUCUGCUUGUGACUAUCUUGGAGCCUAGAGCAGGCUACUUUUAACACGGUAGCAGUGUUAGCCCCAUACCUAACCCCCAACCUGGAGGACCGGGAGAUCACGCCUUGUCUGGUCUGUACUGCUGCUGUCUGGUCUCUACUGACUCUAGCUCUAGGGGUCACAGAGUGAGAGAUGUACAUACCACCUCCCCUCGGUAAGGUGGCAAUUCCAUGGAGGCAAAAAGAGAAAGACUCUGUUAUAAGUUAUAAUCUGGGGUCAAUUUAAUAAAACUAUUACAAGUGUAGCUAUUGUCUAUAGACUCUAAAACAAUGGCACACUAAAUUACACUUAUAAAAGUCUUUUUAAAUUGGCCCCUGGUUAUGGCUACUAUUAACAAACUUUUAAUAUAUGUGUGAAUUUUAUAUCAUGUGUCUUAAUAGAAAGUGUAAUGUGAACAUCUUUGUGUAUUCCUCAGGGCAAGAAAGGGAAGAUCGUUUUUAUGCAGCAAGCAUCCAAUACCAGCCUGGGGACAAGUGCUUUGUAAGUUGACUUAGGUCAAGAUGAUGUCCAAGUUUAAUAAUAAUAAUUAUGGUAAUUCAAUAAAAUAAUAGACUUUCUUGUAACUGCUCUGGUUAGGAAAAUAUGAUUAUGAUUGUGUGUCCGAAGGGGAAAGUUAGAAUGUGAGUAUAAGUAUGCAUGUUAGCAUUUUAAUGGUAAUUGAUGUCUGUUAAUAUCUAACCUUUUUUUUGAUGUAUUUUGUUGACAUGUUUAGGCGUGGUUAGGACAGCAAGAUGUUGCAGACAAAGUUUAUGAGGCUAUUGUUGUUUUCUCUCUUCCGAUUCAAAAAAGUAUUGAAGUAAGUCAAGAUACAAGCCCACUCUUUUACUAGUAGUAAUCAUAGAUGACUGAGUGUGUUCGAGGUCAGAGUUUGUCUUGAUUGGAUGUGUUAGUUAGUUUCGGCUCGAGACAAGUGUCAUUGAGUUUUUCCUGUGAAAGCGAGUGUUCGUCACUUAACCAAUAUCAGGAGUGAUCAGAUGGCAAAAACCCAAAAGUUAUAUUAAAAAAAAGCUUCCGUGGAACCUCGAUAUAACAAACAUCUAUAUAACAAAGUCCUCUGCAUUAAGAGCGAUUUUCUUUACCCCUCCCUCAUAUUUUAACUAAGAUUAACUAUGUCAGUGUUACAUUAGAAUUUGAAGUGCUGUUAGUUAUAGCGCAUUCUAUGUAAAUAUAUGACCAGAGUAAUGAAUCUCAGUAAUGUGUCUCCAUUUGCCUCAAACACAAAGCUCUUCUCUCCACCCUGUUUUCGCUCCUCAAUUCCAUACUGGAUUGAAAAGAACGGGAGUUAAAUCUUAUAUUUUUAGUUUCUUUUUCUUAUCUGUGAUGUUCAAAUAACUGUGAAGCUGUAACUAGCCUUCGUUUUCAAUCUCAAGUUAUUUGCCCUUUUCCAGGUGAGGAUUCCAGAACUUCAAAAUAAAAGGUAAUAUGUUUACAGGGUUUUAUUUUUGUGCAAGGUUGCGCGCAUGUUUUUUUUUUUUCUUUUGUCGCGUUGGGUUGUAGAGCGUUAUCGUUAUUUGUAUAUGCGACGAAGUCUUUUUGAAAGAAAGAGAAGAGUCGUCACUUUUGUAUUUUUUUUCUGGUGUUUAUUUAUUGAUAUUGCAGUCCUUUGUUACCCUGGGUAGUCACUUUUUAAGACUUAACAAACCGGAAACCGCGCUUGAAAAACCUCUGGCAUGCACCCAGGGUACUUCUACGUGUAUUCGCCACUGUAAAAAUCAGAUGGAAACUAGGACGAGUUAACUUUCGCAAAGACUUCUGGGACUGUUUCUAGGGAAAGGAAAACAAUCAGCCAAUAGCUGACCGGCACGUCCCAAGUAACCAUCCCAGAAACACUUGCGGGACACAUUUCCGCUCCAGUUGCCUUCCACUUGCCUUUACGAUACAAGUAGACUACGAGUAGUCCCCCAUUUUUCCUCAGGGAUAGUAGAGCGAGCGAAACGCGAGCGCGCGUGAAAAUCACCCCACGCGAGAAAAGCCGACACGCGGCGGGUAGAGAGAAACGGCUUUUCUCGCGUGGGGUGAUUUUCACGCGCGCUCGCGUUUCGCUCGCUCUACUAUCCCUGAGGAAAAACGGGAGACUACUCGAAAUCUACGAUACAAGUUCUCCAUCAAGGCUUGGUGCAUCAAACCAACCAGGUGAUUGAGUCAUAUCCCUUUGUAGGGUGAAGAUGCAGCUUCAAAAUAAGCUAACGGAAAAAUAAUAAUGAUAAAAAUCUCCCGUCAAGUUUGAGUGGAAAGCUCCAUUUUCUUUGGGCGCAUUAUUUUGGAGUUUUACAGUUACUUACUUUAGGGCUACAUUUACGGUCUGACCUUGGAUGUCUAUUUGCAGCUUUGUGAUUCCACUUGAAAAUUUGAAACCCACAGCCAACCAGCAGGGUAGGUUAUGUAAUAGUUUUUGAGAAAAACAUGAAAAAUGAACAUUAAGAUUUACUUUCCAAAGUCGAAUGCCUCUUUACGGUUACCUCGUUAGUAAGGACAGCUUUCUUUAUUGCUGUGGAAAACCCUUCCAUUUAACCCGCUUAAUAGGGACACCCGCUAAUGCGCACAUCGACACUUUUUUCUUCUCCAUUCAACAGAUUUUUGUAUAAAGUUAUGACGGAAUCCAUUUGGAAAUUGAGUAAUUUUGAUUUUCAGUGGACAAAAACCUUGUACCAGAAGAAUUUCAAGCACAUUGCAUACUUUUUUACACUUUUCGAGGGCUAAAAAUGUAAUAAGUUAUAUGAAACAACACCAAAGAAACGGUUUUUAUGGGAGCCUGAGAAAACAAACUUCAAAAUUUCACAAAGUGAACGAGUUUACCGUGUUUUCUCAAUUCCUGGGAAAUUUGAAAUUUAUGAAUUUUUUUCGGCCUCCCAUAAGAAAUUGUCUUUAGUGUUAUUAUAGAUAACUAAUUAUAUUUAUAGACCUUGAAAAGUGAAGAAAAGAAUGCGAUAUAGCUUAAAAUAUUCUGGUGCAAGGUUUUGUCCACUGAAAAUUAAAAUUACUCAGUUGUUACUCAAUUUCCAGAUGGAUUCCGUCUUAACCUCUUUAAUACGGACUCUUCGUUGCCAGCCGUGUGCUGCCAUAAGCCUUAACUUUCCCGACGUUAAAAUGACACCAUGUCGUGGUUUACAGUGCCGCAGUAUACUGACGGGAGCAGGCAAAGUGUAAACCUUAUGAAUUUCUGACUAUUUUAGACAACGAAUAACUCAGUUGUGAUGGAAAGAACGGUUUUUGAAUAAGUGAUGAAGAAAUGAGCAACUUCUGAGUGUUUUACGGACGUAGUCCGUGGAACAAAGCCAGGUUUCGUGUAACCCUAAGAUGCUUAAUUGGACGAUGCCAAUGUCCUGCCCCGCACACUACAGACAUUUUUUAUGCCCUUUCUGUCUCCGCGUUAAACGGGGGUCGACUGUACUUAGAACUUGGCAUAUUUAUUUUGUAGAGCUGAAUUACAAAGAAUUGUCAGGUUACUACAAAAAAUCAGAAGCAACAGGAGGACCACCCAACAAUGAAGGUAUGUCUUGUAUCACUUUUUGGAGCUGAAAAGCUAUUUCAUCUUCUACCUGUGAAAGUUUGUUAAUUGUAUUGUUGUUCUGAGCAGGUUUGCGGGAUGAAGGAAAGCGAGGAAGGAGAAGAAAUAUGUCAGGCAGACCACCACCAAGAGGCGGCAGUAACUUUAAGGUUAAGUUUUGCAUAAUAUCUUUAUUUAUUUUUAUAUAUUAUUUAUUUAUUUAUUUAUUUGUUGAGGUUGAUGAGAGGAGCCCGCAGUGCUAAUCUCUAGGAUGCUAUAACUCAUGAUUGGCACAUAUGUAGCCAACAUUUGUUUAGACUUCUACUAAGAAUGAAUGGAAUGCUUAUCUAUCAGUCCUAAUGUGAUCUCGCGAAUUUUGACCUUCUAUCACGUGAAACUUAUGCAAAGUACCAGCAGCAAUCCUGAAACUCGCCCGCACUCCCUAACCUUUGGUUAUUACUAGCCUUUUAUUUAUUUAUAACUUUUACUGUUUAGGGAGAUGAACAAAGCGACGACACCUCUUCCAGAAAGGGUUUCCAGGUAAAAAAUAGACACAUCUUCAGGGUGCAAAGAAAAUCAUUACCAUUCGGGCAAGCUGAAGCUAGCAUUUACUAGCUCAGACGUCAUUUCAACUAGCCCCAAAAGCUUUUUGACGAGCAGAAUUGAUUUCACAGUUGUUCUGUUAUUUGAAUUCCUCAGAAAACAUCACUUGCCCGUCAGGCAAGUUAAAAACAGAAUUCACUAGCCCGAUAGCAAAAUCCACUAGCCAUGGGCUAUCGGACCCCACUUUCUUUGUACGCUAGACCAAUAUAUCCCCGCUUUUACUAGAAGCUAUAGUCAAUCAAACAACACCUGCAGUGGUCAAGAAACACCUUUUAGACGUACGAAUCAAUUUGUAGCCUGUGUCUACCAAUACAGAGACAAAGUGGUCGUUACUCACUUGAUAUGUCUUAUUUUGCAACAGGAUGAUUCGUUUCCAAGACAGCGGCCUGGUGCGGGGUCACGUGACAAGUUUUCAAGAGGAAGAGGAAGAGGACGUUACCAGCGAGGGCGUGAUGAGCGGGGUCUGGUGCAAAAAGAAGCUGAUGAAGAGGCCAAGCUGCAAGAGGCAGUAAGUUGAAUUUUAUUAUUAUACCCACACUCAUUUAGACUGUUUGUUUUCCUUGCAAUUUUGCUAAGUUAAACCUCCCGUAAGCGACCACACACAAUGCGAAGACCUCUAAAGGUGACCGCUUACAAGAAUCGAGCCUUGACACUGCUACGUUAUGGAGAUAAUCCACCGUACCUAAAAAUAUGGCGACUGGUACAUUUACCUACAGUUCGUAGCGCAUGAAAACCAUACAAUUGCUCAUAAAAACGCACAGAAAAGUUUUAUAAACUUUAAACCUAGGACAGGCAAUGUUGCUAUUACAGGGACGAAUUCCCCCUCCCCCGCCCCCCCAAAAAAUAUAUGACUUUAUGUGAAAUUGGCCGUGUUAGGUUCGAAAGGAAUUGUCGUAAAAUGUACAGCCGCCAUCUUUUUCCGUAGGGCUGAUUUUUUGCAUGCAAGGAGUUCCAUGCUGUCACUAAAAGUUCUUAGUCUGGUAAUACUCUAAGAGCAUAGUACAUACAGCGAACACAUAGAUCACGCCACGCGUCAAACGAUCGUUUACAAGAACUUAAAAACAGAGGAAAAUCAUUGAACUGUCACCCCCGUUCCCUGUUAGUCAUGGUCGCUUUAAGGGGUCGUUUACAAGAGGUUCUGACUAUAAGACUUCGACUGAGAAAGUUUUGGUGGUUUGGAUAAGUGUUCGCUUAUUAAAGGUUCGAAUGUAACUCAUUCUGAAUCGUCUUUUGCAGGAACAAGCUAAGUUGGCAGAAUUACAAGACAAAGAUCCUGCAGCAUUUCCAGCCUUACCUGUAGGUUACUUUUACGUUAUAUUAGACUACUUGCAGUCCGCCUUUUCUCUUAAAAUCCCUCUAGUUCUCAUCCCAGUCAAUGCCAUUUAAAAAAAAAACAAACGCUACAAUAAGGGAUAAGGACAUAGGCCCUAGUUUAUCGCGGCUGGCCUGUAUGGGUUACGCGUGGAGUAAAUUUCGAAAAGAAAAAUUGUAGACUGCUCGCAGCCUAACGUUGUCUACUGAUCGCUUUGUUUUGUUUAAGACUAGGUGUACACUAGACGAGAAUUUUAAGGAUUCAUAAAUGUGUUCGGAGUCACAGGAAUUUUAAUUUACGCACAUCUUUUAAUCCGACAAACAUUCUUUCGGAUGCAAAGUGUUUAGUUGCGAUUUCGGAUUUAAAAUGUCCAGACAUGUAGCCUCCCAACGUUCGGACACGCGACCAAACGGAAACAAAAAGUUCGCGGGGACAAACCCCUAAAACAACUGCGUGGAAGGCCCCAGACAUCUCCUUCUCUUAAGAAUUUUACAAAGAUCCGCCCCUAAACGUCCCCCAAAACUUCCAGUGUUUCGGACUGUUGCUAUGAAAGGCGUUGACUCUCAGUCCCCAGGGUGUCUUUUAUUGGAAGCUUAAGCAACGACGACGGUAACGGAAACGAGAACAGCAAAAAAGCAAUUGGUUUAGAUUGGCAAAACAAGCACGUGCAUCACGCUUUUUUGUACAUUUCUUAGCCGUCGUUGCACGACUACGACGUAAAAGUGCCUAUUUUCACGUUUUGUCGAGGACGUGCGCACAAGACGACGACUUCCUUUUUCUUUUCCUGAACUUUGAUAGUCUUAUAGAAUUCAACUCUAGAAAAAUUUUCCAGCAUUUGUCGAAUUGAACGAGAUGGAAUAAACCCAAUAAAGUUUGAAGUAGCUUGAAUUCACUUUUUAAAGGAAGUUUUCGUAGCCGUGGUUGUUGCUUAAGCUCCCUAAUAACGAGUGUUAGACUAACCUGAGAUCAGGCUCAAUAUUCGUUUCGCUUUGUCGUUAGAGAGAAUGUAUGAGAACCGCUAAAAUUGGGCCUGAUCUCAGCUUAGAGUCAGACGAGUGACCUGUACUUGCAUGUCAAAGGCAAUUAGAAGGUAUAAAUAGUUUAUGUCAUUUGUCUUCAACUCUAAUUUGCGAAGUGGAAUGAGCACUUGUUUCCUCGCUUUCAUCGUUAGAGCGGUUUUCACUUGACUGUCGAAAGUAAUUGAGGAAUUGGUUUUGGUUUUGGUUUUACUACGCCGUUUGGUUGGCUAGUGUAUUUACUUUGGUUUUGGUUUUACGACAGUCAAGUGAAAACCGCUCUAAAGAGUAAAGUUAAGACAAAAUGAUUUGUGUUGUGGUGUUUUCUUCAGACUCAACAAGCUGAAGAAAAGCCUCCAUCUACUGAAGCAGGGCCUGAUCAAACUCCUGCCGAGUUCUGGAGUCGGCUUAAAAACGCUCAAGGAAAGCCGUUACCCUCAAUGCCGAAGGAACUUGAUCAAUCGGGAACAACAGAAAGCAAACCUGCCAGUACACCAGCCUCGCCAACCAAUCAGCAGCCAGACUCGGCCAAAUUAGAAGAUGAGAAAAAUGAUGAGAGACCGCAGGCUAGUGAGCCUCGAUCCCUUGCUGCAUCUCAUAAUGGUGAAGUCCCCAACAAGCUGGAAGAGGAAGCAGAAAAAGGAAAAAAGGUGGAAAUCAAGUCGGUGGAACCUAACAGUCAUCAGGCCGCGUUACAAAGCAGCAAACCAGAGCGGCGUGAAUCUCCCAAGCAAGAAAAAGAAUUAGCGAACGAAAUAGAUCAGCAAAGAACAGAUUUGACAACUGUGGACGUGAAAAGUACACCGCCCAAACCUGUGGUCAAAGAAGGGGCACAUGUUGAUGCGGAACCAGAAUCGAAAACUGCUUGGUCAAACGAAUCAGUAAAAAUGGAGGAACCAAACGCUACCGCUAAGGAAACAGAAGAAGAUAUAAAGAAGACAGAGGAGGUGUCUAGUAUGAAGCCAAACGUGAGAGGCGUUAUUCGUAUGGCCAACCUAACCAGUACUAAACCAGCUCAGCAAGCUACUGAAACUGAAACUCCACCUCAUUGUCAAGAGGAUGAUAUUAAACAAGUGAGAAAAGAGGAGACUUCAAGUCUUAAAUCAGCACUUGCUGGGGAAAGUUCGGCCUCAUCUUCGCCUGAAAAAAAGACUGUUAAAUUUGCUGAUGAUCCCCCCAGUGAAGCUGGAGAAAUCAAAGUUCUUUUAAACACAGGAAAGGACUUGAGUUAUAAAGAUGGAAAAGGGAAAUCCUGGCUCCUCCCACUCUAGGUAUUGUUUUUGUUUUCUUGAUAGAAAGAUCAGACGUUUGCAGUGUGUAAAGAAAGUAGUGUCCGAUAGCCCGAGGCUAGUGGUUUUGCUAUCGGGCUAGUGAAUUCUGUUAUUAACUUGUCCGACGGGCAAGUGAAGUUUUUUGAGGAAUCCAAAUCACAGACGAACUGUGAAAUCAAUCUGCUCGUCAAAACGUUUUUGGGGCUAGUUGAAAUGAUGUUUGGGCUAGUAAAUGUUAGCUUCAGCUUGCCCAAAUGGCAGGCUGUAAAAUUGACUUUCUUUGCACCCUGCGUUUGUUAAGUUUCGUUGUUGUUGUGUAAUAACGUGGUUAACAAAUUGUUCCCAACAAAUUUUGGCGCGAAAUUCAGAGUCAGUAGAAACCUGUAGAUGCAAGGACGAGAACGACUAUACGAGUACGAGAUUUGAUUUGAAGUUUUUUCGCAUAUUGUCAAAAAGUAGACACCUCGGAAUGCUUCAUUUUACUCUUUUUCACUUGAAAAGUUAGCACUGUUAUCUUUACGCAGGAGGUUAAGCCCUCUCCCGGUAGCUUCUAACGUUUGAUGAGUUGUUUCCUUCGUCACUACGACUCGUAGUAGAACGAGGCCCGUAUCACGUUUUCUCGCCAAAAUGACCCUGGUUAACGCGCGACCUCUACUUAGUCGUAGUAUUCGCCUUAGAAUCUAAAGGUCUCGUGUAGGGAGCUUAAGCAUUUACGGCGACGAUAUCAAUGCUGUCGUGGUCGUUGUUUCUUAAGCUCCCUAAAAUAUAUAAUUUCAUUGAUCAAAUUCAGUACAGGAGUGCUUUGGCAACGUUCAUGUAUCUGAGAUGGCGUCCAGGUCCAAAAAUGUUACGAAGCACAGUUGUUACCAGCAAGGAGGAUUUCAACGGGAGUACUUUGUCUAAAAACUUUAAACUUUACCCUUUAAAAUUUUUCGUGUGUUGAAAACGAGCGAAAACCUUUGAAUUGUAAGCGUUACUUGUUACCCAUGAUAUUAAUAGAGCCUUUUUACAUGACGUCACUUCUACCGCGUUUGUAUCCCACAAAAACACAAAAUACGUUGUAAUUAUUUAAGCAUUAGGUUCGGCACAUGAAAGUUCAGCGUUUGAAUCAAAGCCGUUCCAAAGUCGCCUUAAAGGCAAAAUUCCCGGCCGGGCUAGGCGAAAAGAACGGCUGAGCCGUUCCAAAUUGAAACAGGCGUUCCUAAUUGAUUCAGACGCCGAACUUUUCUUGUACUUAAUUCAGUGUAUUAGGUUCGGCUCAUGAAAAGAUCGGCGUCUGAACCGGGCCUUACAAACAACAAAACGAAAUAUGAAAAACUGUUAGGCUGACAAGUUUUCAAAAACCACAUUUGCAAUCCGUUUCAAUCUACGUCAGGUUUGUCCAUUCGUGCUUCCUUUUGUAUUUGCUGGAGAAACGUAUAAUUAUCCGUCUUGGGUCAUUAUACGUUUCUGGGAAACUACCCACCUACCCCGCCCGUAAGCCAACAUUAAAGGAGCUGUGUCACGAAAUUCAGUCAAUUAGGAAAUUACAAAAUGCCCGUUAAAAAAAUAACCGCUUAAAACUUUAAAGAAGGUUAAAAUAACAUAACAGAAACAACAGAUGCCACGGAUGGGCAAAACUGAAGAAGAUUGAAACGGAUUUAAAUUAGGGUUUUUGAAAACUGUUCAGCCUAACAGUUUUUCAAAGUUUAUCCCUGCUGCUUGCAACUUCAAAAAUUAUGCCCAGGAGACAUAUCUGUUUGUCUCUGAUCUCUGAUUUUGUCAUUUACAUGUAAUUUCUUUGCUUACUUUAAGUUCCAUAGCGAUUGAGGGCGAGUAAUUGGCAAAAUUAAACAAAAUGAACUGGACUGCCGUGACACAGCUCCCUUUAACACCUACUUCUCGUUAUAAUUGUUUAUUUAUGUAUUUGUUUAUUUGCAGUUUCAGUUGUGAUGAAGCCGGCUCCAGGUUCAGAUUAUUCACAGCAAGACAGUUCUCCAGUUUCCAUUUUAACUGUAAGUACCCUGGUCUUUGCUCUUAUCCCUUUAACUCCCAAUAUCCACAUACAAAUUCUCUAAACUUACCUUUAUAUAUUACCUUAAAGAAUGAGUUGAGAGAAUUUGACAAAAGAUCGAAGCAUUUUUUCUUAAGUCAUCAUUUUAUUAAUUCUCAUAACCUAAUCUCUUGACAAUAUACGGAUAUCAUUGGGAGAAAAUUGAUGUUGGUCACUAUUGGGACUUAAAGGGUUAUGUAUAAAGGCGCAAAAGUAUUGUUGUUAUAGUUGUUUGUGUGUUUCCUUGUUUACUGCUCUGCAGUACAUACAAGAUGUUUAUCUGUGGCAGUACUUGUGUGCGUUAUGGCAGUUCAACUAUACAGUACACACCCGCGAAUAAGUGGAUUAAGAACCUCCUUGCAGAAAUUUUUCACUUAAAUACCCAAAAAUUCAAGAACCUGUUUAGCCAAGCAAGGUCAAGCAGGUUCUUAUAUGUUGGUCACUUUUAAAUCAUGAUAAACGAUUUAGUCAAGGAGCGUAACUUUGAGAUUGUAAAUUUAAGUAUAAUAAAAAGAUACUCUUCCAAGCAGUAUUUUGAUUCGGUGAUCAGUUUUGUUAGGGUUAAAAUAAUACAAUUGUGGGUAAAUGCUGUAUUUUUAAAGACUGAUCCCAAGUUUAUUUCUUUUUCUUGUAAUCAAAAAUCUAUUAUCGCCUUCAUAAAAAUUUAAGAACUAAUUAAGAACCUACUUAGCCUAAAUUGCCAGUAAUUACCCCAAACUACAAGAACGUAUUUUGCCAGACUUAAAAAGUUAGGUUCUUAUUCGCGAGUGUUUACUAUAUUGUUUCCUUUUUUUGUUUUUUUUCACAGAAUGACAAGCCUAACAAGAACUCAUCCGAAGAUGAAGUAACCACCUCGAUACGAUCCAGUUUCAGCCGCGAAAAGAACACGAAACCGGUAGUCCCCUCCCCUCCCGCCUCAGACACAAACCAGAGUGCAGAAGGAGCAGAUUCCGCAUCCUCUGUGUACCCCACAAUUUCUCAGCAUCAAUCCGUGACGUAUCAGCUACCUCCUCUCCCUGUGAUGUACACACCCCUACCAAACAUGACCAGUCAUCCGCGCAUGCCCCAAGGGAUAUCUAUUGAAAGCGAUGGCUCGGAUCUGCCAGAGGGUGAGUGUAUGUCUUAAGGAGCUGUUCUGUCGCGACGUCUGUUGUGCGCAUUACGAAAUCCAGGGGGAGGGGAAGGAAGAAGGUAUUCAGUCGCAAGUAGUGAAUUCGCAGUUACAACAACAACAACACUUUAUUCCGGCACAACAUUGCAUGGAGGGGAUGGGGGAGGAAAAGCUACAUUUUCCCCUUUUAAAGUCAGUAAGACGUCAAAAAGCCCCUUUAGGGCGAAGUUUCUCAACUCAUUUUGUCGCCGAUUGUAGGUCAAAAAAGGUAAAUCUCCCUCUUCCUAAACUCUAAGAAGAAUGGGUACAACCUUUGGGCGCUAUGGAUUCUGGGAUCGUUUGGGUGUACAAGCGUUUGUUAUGAUUGGGCGAUGGUAUUCAAGGCAACCAUUAACCAAUCAUAAUUAACGCUUGCCUUCCCCCCCACCCAAAACGAUCCCAAAAAUCGUUGCGCCGAAAGCUUGUACCCAUUCCCCUUAUACUUUCUGGAGUGGGAAUUGACCGCGUGAGACUGGGUUUGGGUCGAAUUUUACUAUGGGACUGUUUUCGGGGACGAAUUCAAUACCACUCGUAAUAAAUACAAAAAUCGCUGGCGUCCCCAAAACGAUCAUGUAACACUUGUUUUGCAUACUUUGAGGUUGUGCAAUGUGCAUGAAAUAACACCGGCCAAAGCCCACGUGCAACGUCGAAAAAUGAAUAGCCCGAGAAAACAGCCGUCAUUUCGGGACGCUUCCAAUGGUUUUCCCGCGAAAUGACGUCUGAGAAACGAGCCCAGAAAUUCCAUACUGAUGACAUGUUACUACCUUGAUCCGGGUAGUGCUUCUGAUAUCAUGAAGCAAAUUUUCAGAAGCACUACCCAGGUCUGGGUAGUGAUGCGUCAUUUGGAUGGAAACAAUAGGUGGUGUCCCAAAAUAUGGGCAAUUUUCUUAGGCUAAAAAAUGAAAGGAGAUAAAUUUUAAAGUUUGAUAAAGAAAUUACAGAAAAAGUGAAAAAUACGGUAAUGUACUUGCUUGACUCAUCGUGUGUUUUGUUUAUUUUGCAGAUCCAAAUACUCUUCGUUAUUUUUACAACCUUGGAUUCCAGGUAUGCAUUAGUACGGAUACGUUAUCUUGGACGGCGAACUUAAGGGCUGAUUUCCACUGUCGCGUAAAAGUUACGAUCGCAAAUCGAAUAGAGGCAAUGUAUGAAAGGUCGCACGUAAGCGUAAAAGUAGAACCUUGCUCAACUUCACGUUUCAUCUCAACUCUUUUUAUAUUGCCUCUAUUUUGUGUACGUGAUAAAAAUUUACGUGCGUUAAUGUGCGUGGCCAAAAACGCGUCAGUGGAAAUCAACCUUAAAGGAGCUGUGUCAUGGCAGUCCAGUUCAUUUUGUUUAAUUUUGCCAAUUACUCGCCCUCAAUCGCUAUGGAACUUAAAGUAAGCAAAGAAAUUACGUGUAAAUGACAAAAUCAGAGAUCCGAGACAAACAAAUAUGUCUCCUGAGCAUUAUUUUUGAAGUUGCAAGCAGCAGGGAUCAGCUUUGAAAGACUGUUAGGCUGAACAGUUUUCAAAAACCCUAAUUUCAAUCCGUUUCAGUCUUCUUCAGUUUUGCCCAUCCGUGGCAUCUGUUGUUUCUGUUGUGUUAUUUUAACCUUCCUUUAAUGUUUUAAGCGGUUAUUUUUAUGUUUCUCCUAAUUUAACGGGCAUUUUGUAAUUUCGUAAUUUGGCUGAAUUUCGUGACACAGCUCCUUUAAGCAAGACGUUUUUGAGCGACGCACGUCAACCAGAAAUGGACUUUGUGCAUCCCUAAUGUAACAGAGAGCUCUAAGACGAGAACGGCUAAGAGAACGAGAUUUUCCCAAUACUAAGUAGUGCGCGCGCGCGAAUCAGCGUCAUUUUGGCGGGAAAAUGUGGUAGCCGUCGUCAGUCUACUUCCAGUUUUAGCCAGAAUGUCGUAGUGGCGAAAACAAGUUAUCAAAAGUUAGGAAUUUUAUCAUUUAGCGACUAGGAGUAGGGCUUAACCUCUUUCGAUGACAAUAAGCGUACUAACUUUGUGGUAAAAAAAGAACCGUGAAGCUUUCCGGGGUGUCUAUUUUUAGAGAGUAGGCGAGAAAACUUAAAAUUAAAUUUCGUCCUCGUAGCCGUCCUCAUCCGUCAAGUGCUUGUGAAUACAAAGCAACAACCGCAUUUUUGCCUGGUAUGCAAGCAUAUUUUAAUAUCUGGUUUUGGUCUGUGUUUAUUUUCGCUAGUACCACGUCCAUAUGAGCCAGCAAUGGGCAAACCAGCAGAUGAUGUUUUACCCUUCAAUUUACCCAGUACCUUCCCAGGAUCAUAUGCCGCCCCAUCCUGCGGUGUCCGUAGGUCAGCAGCUUACCCCAGCAGUACCUCAAAUGAUGUACCAGCCUCAGCAAAUGCAGGUAAAUAUCUCCUUGUUCUUUUCUAGCGUUCUUUCAGCACAGCCUUUCUUUCACUUACUCGAUUUUGGCCUGCUCAGAAAGACUGCAUAAAUCGAGUAAGAUCUUUGUGGAGCAUGCGCUGUAUGUUGCCAGGAUACAGUUUCGAACCCAGGCCUAAUACCCUUGAGCUUGGUAAAGAGGGCUCAGUGGUGACCAUCGGUUUAUCAACAAACCGAUGUUCGCACUCCGAAAUCAGUUUUACGAAAGAGAGCAAUAUUGACUAGUCCAGAUCUUCGAGCUUCGGUGACUUCGAAUGCUUGAGGCCAGUCAGGUAGGGCGCCCUUUUCUCCUCCUCUCUGUGGAGCAAUGUGUGUAUCUCUGUGCUCCUAACACUUAAAAUCGUCGCGAGGUAAAGUAUUUCGCUUGUUAAACUUUUUAAAGCUAAUUUACCUUUUAACAUCUAGGCAUAUCACCCAUCCCAAGUCCAGCAAGUAGUGACUGAAAAUACAAGUUUUUCUGAGCGGAAUUCCUUAGAAAGGACCAGUCCUGGUCAAGCUUCGCAACAACAGCAACAGCAGCAUCAACAGCAGCAAGGUAUUCCUCUUCAUCAGGGCCCGCCGUUCAUCCACAACCAGCACCACACAAACUGGAGACCCCGGUCUAUGACUGGCUACCAAGGAAAGCAGUCGCAUGUUAAUGCACAAUUCCAAAAUCAACAGACUCCUCGCGGUCCCAUGCAACAUGGGGGUGGCAACAACAAGUACAAAAAGAAAUAUAAACACCGCAAUGAUCAGUUCCCUUAUGGUGCGCAGUCACAUAAUGCACAGAAUCAAGGCACCAUGAUGCAUAAUACGCAUGGUUAUUCUAAUCCUUCACAGACCGCUGGAUCUUCUAAUCCGUUCUAUCUGCCAGGCGGCGACCAUGGUGCCGGUAAGGGAUCUGGAGACUACUUCCAUAGCAGUCAACAGUAUGGAAACUUUCACAGCAACGCAUCAUCGGGCAUGACGCAAGCCCCACAUACCGCCCCCAACACGCGGGCUCAGUUUCCCUAAUGCGUGUCAAAUAACUUUAAAAUAGCCCAUGAUUUUGGGCAAAUGGAUUGCUUUGAAAAACACCAGUGCAAUCAAUUAGUAAUGCAACUAACAGUUAUUUCUGGGGCAGUGUAGAAGUUGUUUAGAAUGACAGUAAGCUAAAUACGCUUUUGAUGCAAUACGCCGCUACUUCACUGUCCUAGAAACUUAGUGUUAUGGUUCUGUUACAUUGUCGCGUAGGGUAAAUGUCUUGAUAGGGAAUAAAUUGAACUGUGACGUGUC
Molecule: messenger RNA, 25043 nt
Organism: Porites lobata
Lineage: Eukaryota; Metazoa; Cnidaria; Anthozoa; Scleractinia; Poritidae
Source: the annotation of a GenBank genome assembly